This is a messenger RNA of Rhodamnia argentea, 664 nucleotides long. Its product is annotated as protein METHYLENE BLUE SENSITIVITY 1-like. The record is from RefSeq and is a predicted model, not a curated record. The transcript has a single exon. The coding region runs from base 86 to 400 and encodes 104 amino acids. NCBI's taxonomy places the organism in Eukaryota, Viridiplantae, Streptophyta, Magnoliopsida, Myrtales, Myrtaceae.
UCUCUCUCUCCCCUUACCAUUGCAAUUUGCAAAAUUCGUCGAUUAGGGUUUUUUCCUCCCUUGAGGGUUCCGCGAUCGAUCGCCAAUGACCGGCAAGGCCAAGCCGAAGAAGCACACCGCCAAGGAGAUCGCGGCCAAGGUCGACGCCGCCACCACCAACAGGGGCGGCGGCAAGGCCGGCCUCGCCGACCGGUCGGGCAUCGAGAAGGGCGGCCACGCCAAGUACGAGUGCCCCAACUGCAAGACCACCUGCCCCGAUGUCAAGUCCAUGCAGAUUCACCACGACGCUCGCCAUCCCAAGAUCCCCUUCGACGAGUCCAAGCUCAUCAACCUCCACGCCUCCCUCAACGGCGAUACGUCCAAGACUCGCCCCGGCAUCCGAGGUAGUCACAAGAAGUGAUUGGAGCUCCCGACUCUGUCGAAAGCCGGUCACGGCUCUGUUCUAUCGUUGUCUUGCUGUUGGAUUUGAUGGUGUGAUGUUAACUGGAUGAAGGGAGUUGUGGUAGGAGUGGGAGGUUGGGGGGGGGAGAGAGAGAAAGGGGUUUGAUUGUCCAUCUUUCAAACGCUGUCUUCUUUGGCUAAGCUUGAUGUAUAUUAUAUGUCUCGGACUAUGAUGUCUUAGAGUCGCCUAUUAUCAAUGAUCGAGAUGAAGUGUCCUGUCUUA